Molecule: messenger RNA, 2540 nt
Organism: Astyanax mexicanus (Mexican tetra)
Lineage: Eukaryota; Metazoa; Chordata; Actinopteri; Characiformes; Acestrorhamphidae
Gene: coq8ab
Product: coenzyme Q8A, genome duplicate b
Exons: 15
Coding region: 447-2255 (602 amino acids)
Biological process (GO): ubiquinone biosynthetic process
Cellular component (GO): extrinsic component of mitochondrial inner membrane
Molecular function (GO): kinase activity
Source: RefSeq, a predicted model, not a curated record
AUUAAUCUGCUGUAUUAUCCACCCACACUACUAGUGAUGCAGCAGGGUGUGUAAUAAUGUAUAUUAGGUAGGAGAACCGCUAGGUGGGAGCAGCGCUGCAUGUAAGUGGCUUUUUUUUAGGCUCUGAGUAAAGUCAGGGCUUUUCCACGCCUCCUGCGUUACCGACACGUCCCCGGGUUUCAGCAGAAGACUGAGGAUGUCUUGAAUGGCUUUGUUUUGCUCUGACGGUAUUGGUGAAUCUUCAGCUUGCAUACAAAGCAAGAUCUCCAAGGAUGACACUGGAGGUGCUAUUGGCUAGACGGGGCAGCAGCUGUGAUUAAAUCAUCCUGAUAAUGAAGUUAGUUUAGUUACUCUACCUCUACAAAAGCUCAUCAGUGUUAGCAUCAGAAAAGUCUCAACAAGGGUUCAGACGCCUGUGGGAGGGCCAGGCCUGCAAAGGGAAAAUCAUGGCAGCUGAUCUCUUACUCAUGAGAAGACUCACCAGCCUCAGACAAGUGCCUUACCAAAGUGUUCAGAUGAGAUCCAGCGUGGGUCUCAGAGAGAGCUAUCUAAAAGAUCAGAAGUACAGAGAUGAUUCAGGUGUCUGUGUUUUGGAUUCUCCCCAUAAUUACUCUCACGUCAGCAAAGGAUUGAGCAAUGCUGAACGUGCCAAGACUCUCAACCGGUUGAAGGAUGCAAAGGGCAGUGAUGCGGUCAACAUUUAUAGCCAUAAAUGUUUGGGAAAAUCCAGAUACAAGUUGUUUGGAGGGCAUACUCAGUCACGAAUGCUGGUCUACGCACAAACCUGUUUGUUCCAUCAAGAUCACUCUCACUUCAGUGAUGUGAAAAAAGAAAGGGACGAGGCAAGCAAAGGUGCCAGAAGAAUUGACCCCAAAAAACACACACAAAUGCUCAGUGAAAGUGCCAGGGAGCGCAAAGUACCAGUUACAAGAUUGGGACGCUUGGUAAAUUUUGGAGGCUUGGCAGUGGGACUCGGCUUUGGAGCAAUUGCUGAAGUGGCAAAAAAGAGCUUUAGAUCUGAAGAGAAAAAAGGUCAAAAGAAAGCUAUCCUUGACUCCAACCCAUUUGUCUCUGAGGCCAAUGCUGAAAGAGUUGUUCGCACUCUGUGCAAAGUGCGAGGAGCUGCUCUUAAACUUGGGCAGAUGCUGAGCAUUCAAGAUGACGCUUUCAUCAAUCCUCAGCUUGCAAAGAUCUUUGAGCGUGUUCGACAAAGCGCUGACUUCAUGCCCACCAAACAAAUGAUGAAAGUAAUCAGCAGUGACCUGGGCCCAAACUGGCGAGAUAGACUGGAGUUCUUCGAGGAGAAGCCCUUUGCUGCUGCCUCCAUUGGUCAGGUGCACCUGGCUAGGAUGAAGGAUGGUAGAGAAGUAGCUAUGAAGAUCCAGUACCCUGGUGUAGCCAAAAGUAUCAGCAGUGACGUCAAGAACUUAAUCACUGUCCUGAGCAUGAGCAAUGCAUUACCUGAAGGACUGUUUCCAGAGCACCUGAUCGAGGUUAUGAGCAGGGAACUGGCUCUAGAAUGUGAUUAUGUGAGGGAAGCUGAAUGUGGCAAAAAAUUCCAAGAAUUAUUAAAGGAUCACCCAUACUUCUAUGUGCCAAGUGUGAUAGAUGAACUAAGCAACCAGCAUGUCCUCACCACAGAGCUGGUGUACGGUUUCCCUCUGGAUAAAGUUGAUGAAUUUCCACAGGAGCUCAAGAAUGAGAUCUGUGAGCAGAUCUUGAUUCUUUGCUUGAGAGAGCUCUUUGAGUUUCGAUAUAUGCAGACGGAUCCAAACUGGUCCAAUUUUUUCUUUGACCCUCAAAUACACAAGGUUGCACUGUUGGAUUUCGGAGCGACUAGAGGUUUUGAUGCAUGCUUUACAGAUACAUACAUUGAGAUAAUCAAGGCUGCAGCAGACAAAAACCGAGAGGGAGUUUUGCAGCAGUCAAUUGAGAUGAAAUUUUUGACUGGUUACGAGUCAAAGGCCAUGAUGAACGCCCAUGUGGAUGCAGUCAUGAUCCUUGGCGAGGCCUUUGCCUCAGAAGAGCCCUUUGACUUUGGCACUCAGAGUACAACAGAGCGGAUCCACAGCCUCAUUCCGGUCAUGCUGAAGCAGCGUCUCACCCCUCCCCCGGAAGAGACCUACUCCUUGCACCGCAAGAUGGGAGGCUCCUUCCUGAUCUGCUCCCGACUCAAAGCUAAGCUGUGCUGUAAGAACAUGUUUCAGGAGGCCUAUGAUAAAUACUGGAGAGAUCACAGAAAAGCCAAAGAGUGAAGAAUAAUGGGAGAGGUGAACUGCUAUUGAGAGUGCACUUUAUCUUACUUAUACCCUUAAACCUAACCUGAUAUAAAAGAUUGUGCCCAAAAGAUUUCUACAUUUAUAUGACUGCGAGUAUGGAUAGAUGUGUUGUGAAUAGAGGAAGCUUGUAUGUAAUGGUGUAACAUGUUGCUGAUGAUGCAGUCUGGAUUAUACUACACAUGACAAUAUUGUGCAACUUAAGCCAGUUACUGUAUUCUGAAUAUUUAAUGAACUGAAGUAAAAUAUUAUGAAUUUGCACAA